UUUUGGAUGCUGUACAAGGGUUUGACAUGAUCUCAUUAGUGUUAUUGUGUGUCAUAAUUCAUAUGAGGAUGUGUCUGCCAACAAGUUGAACGUUAAGCUAAAAACUUCCCCCUUCGCUCAAACGAGGAUAAGGUUUCUGCAUCUCGUAAAAGUCAUAUAUUAUUCAGACUGGAUAGUGGGGCGCUCUGCGAAAGCCACAGAGGUUUCGAGUCGGAGUGGAGGAGUUGCACAAACGCCUCUCUGUUGAUUCCACUGCAAGGGCUAACGCGGUGCGGAAGAUUGGUGGUCCAUGGGGGAGGUCUUGAAGAGGAGGCCCAUGAUCGCUGGCAGAGAGCGGGGACCAGGUCCAGGACGCUAUGCUCUGCCUCCCACAAUUGGCUACAUUGGCCAUGACUACACCAAGCCCAGCAGCCCGGCCUACUCUUUCCACAGUCGCAUGAGCAGCAAUAUGCUAUCUGUAGACUCCAGCCCUGGCCCACAGUAUCACAUUGAUGCGAAGAUUACUCGCUUCGGUCGAGAUGGCACUCCCUCCUACUCUAUGCUGGGCAGGAAGAAGAGAUCAGCUGAGCUGUUCCAGACUCCAGGCCCAGGGGCCUACAGCCCGGAGAAAGCACCGCCCCUGAACCUCCACUGCAGACCCCCAUCCUACUCCAUCGGCUCGCGCACGCGCUACCGUGCCACGGACACCGUGCCCGCGCCCAACUCCUACACUCUGCCCUCCCUCAUGGGCGCCCACGCGCCCAACAAGCCAGCCAGCCCCUGCUACUCUAUGUCGGGCCGCUUGAAAACGGGCGCGCCGUCGGAGGACCUUGCCAUGACGCCAGGCCCCGGGAAGUACAACAGCACGGCCCCAAGUGUCUACCUGAACCGCCAGCCAUCGUUCUCCAUGCAGAGCCGCUCAUCCAUCCCCAGUGCUGCCUCCCGCACGCCCGGCCCGGGCACGCACAGCUCGGAGAGGGUGGUGGCGCACCUGCCACGGCCACCCUCCUUCUCUAUGGGCAUCAGGCACUCUGAAUUUGUCACUCCACUGGUGGUUGAUGUGUUAGAUUGA
Messenger RNA from Clupea harengus (Atlantic herring), 1051 nucleotides. It is a transcript of the gene odf3l2a, whose product is annotated as outer dense fiber of sperm tails 3-like 2a. The record is from RefSeq and is a predicted model, not a curated record. Gene Ontology annotation, cellular component: cytoskeleton. NCBI's taxonomy places the organism in Eukaryota, Metazoa, Chordata, Actinopteri, Clupeiformes, Clupeidae.